CGUCCACGCCGCACGGACCACCCUCGCCUGGGCCGCCCUCACCGCGGGCACGCACCGCGCCAGGAUGCAGGACUUGUUUGGCUUCCUCGUCAUGGCCUGGGCGGGCAACACCGCCCUCUCCCUUCUCCUCGCCCGCCCCCCCGCCUGGCUCAGCUCCCCCACCCCCUGGCUCGUCUACCCCCCCGUCUACCUCCUCCUCGUCCCCACCGGCCUUGCCGCCCGCGCAGUCCACCGUCUCCCCCCGGUGCUCAUAGACACCCUGGCCGCCGCCGUCGACGCCCUCUCCAGGGGCGCCGCCAUCGCGUCUAUCGGCCCCAUGGCCCACGCCAGCGGCAAGUUUCCCGCCCACCCCACCGGCCAGCGCGCAGAGAUAUCCCCAUGGACGUACGCCAUCCUCAGCGCACUCGCAGUCUCCGCCGGCGGCUUCCUCGUCUCGCUGUUCAGCCUCCACGAACCGGCCUACCGCCUCGCGGUGCCCAGUGUUUUCAGGCGGGGGGCAGGCGCGUGGGCCACGAUGGAUGUCUGGGCAGCCGGCCUCGCCGGGCUGGGGUACUGGGCGAUGGUGACGCUGCGCGUGGAGGAUGUGCAGCAACGGUUUGGCGUGGCGGCCAGUAUGGCGAACGGCGAGGCGCCGCUGAUGCAUAGCCUGGCGGCAAGAACGGUGUGUGUGCUCUUCUUGGGAAGCGUCCUCGUCCUUCGCGCGGUCCGCUGCUCGUAUCGAGGGGCAAGGAAAAAGGUCACGGAAUGAUUGAACACUGGCGCUCGAGGGUUAUUAUACAUGUUCAUGAUGCAAAAGAUGACAC
This is a messenger RNA of Cryptococcus deneoformans JEC21, 803 nucleotides long. RefSeq lists its product as hypothetical. The record is from RefSeq and is a predicted model, not a curated record. Bases 65 to 748 code for a protein of 227 amino acids. The transcript is spliced from 2 exons. Lineage: Eukaryota; Fungi; Basidiomycota; Tremellomycetes; Tremellales; Cryptococcaceae.